Molecule: messenger RNA, 1030 nt
Organism: Exophiala dermatitidis NIH/UT8656
Lineage: Eukaryota; Fungi; Ascomycota; Eurotiomycetes; Chaetothyriales; Herpotrichiellaceae
Exons: 1
Coding region: 627-962 (111 amino acids)
Source: RefSeq, a predicted model, not a curated record
CGAUAUCAAGUCGGCCAUGGAAGCAUGCGGCUGGGCCGCUGCAAUCCAAGUAGGACUGUCAGAUGAAUCCUUCGUGUCAGUUCUUGGACAAAUCGUAGCACGGAAGUGCCUCUCACGCUCUGCAGCCCUACCGCGGACCGGGGGAUGCCCAAGCCCACUGUAUGGGGCUCAGAGGAAGGAAAACGGACAAGAACUGCCGACGUACCUGUGAGCUUCCUCCACGAACUCGGUCAUCACUGGCUGUCCACUGUUCCGGAUACCAGCCCCUAUUAGCCCGUUGGUGGCAUGUUGUCAGUGAACCAGGGCAUUCGAGGGGAGCGUGACCCAGAAGGAACAGCAGAAGUCGACUCGAACAUCACUGGACACCUUGCUCACCCAUUUGACCCAAAUAACACCUGACGGUGGGAACGAGAUUCCAUUCUUUGCACCGGGAGAGGGAUACGAAGAGCUGAGGAGAGGAUCUGCAGCCUGGCCUGGCAAGGGAUAUUGUACGUGGGCGUGCGCACCGGAGUCGCAGUCUUGAGGGACUCGGAGGUGGUUCACGUCGAUUGCUUCGCUAAACCCAACCCCCCGCCUAAGCCGCAUCCACAGCCAACAGCCACCACAGGCGCAGGCACUGGCACUGCAUGCACUGCACUGCACCACCAACACAUGAUGGUUGUCACUGCCACUGCCAAUGCCGCUGCCCGUCGCAGUCUCAGAAUGUCGUGUCUGGCUCAGCCCGAGCCCUACUAGGCUCAGCUCCUCCUGCUGAGCAGCACUUUCGUAUUCAGCUCUGCCGGCAUACCAAAGGCAACUCGCUUCCCUGCUUACUACUACAGUGCGUACACAGUUCCAUCGCGCCACAGAAAGUGAAGAAAGUUGCUGUAUGGAGAGGAAUUGGAAUUUCGAAUAGACACCAGCUAGAUAGAUGCCCUGUAUCGGCAAAGCUGCUGGCAGUUGCCCUCCUGUGCAACUCUUGACAUCUUCCAAAGAAGCCCUUCCGCUUGCCCUACCCGGUAUCUAUGGUAUCAAAACCUAUAUUGACUCA